AAAGGGUUUCCCGUUUCCUCUUUUUUAAACAACCGGGAUUCAUGACAUGGUUAUAGUCACAUAACCUGAUGGUCGUCAGUUAAAGAGCUUGAAUGCUUUUAAAACAUAUCAGCUUUGCCUCAUGCACAAACCUCUAUUCAGUGAGAUGUGGGCAGCCUCUGUGGGGAUGCACAGUUUCAGAUGUAAACUAAAGACAAUACAAGGAAAUAGGAAGUGGCCUGUGCAGGCUUCCAGAAGUUUCCCAGAAAACUGAUGUUAAAGUCAAACCACUGAGCUUGUCUAAGUUCACUACUCAGGCCUGGAACAGCACAUUUAGCUGCCUGGGAACUGGAAAAGGUGAAUCCAAAGCAAUGGCUGAAGCGAUACCACUGCGAGAAAAGAAGCAGAAAACUCUACCUCGGUCAGAUGGGUGUGGUCUGAAUAACUUUGAUGCUCUGGAUUUGUCUGGAGGGCUGAGGAUAGUCCUGGUAGGCAAGACCGGUUCAGGAAAGAGUGCCACAGGAAACACCAUCCUUGGUAGAGCUGCCUUCAAAGAGGACCCGAGCCCUGUAUCUGUGACCAAGCACUGUGAGACACAGAGCGGGGAAGUGGAUGGUACCACGAUUCAGGUGAUUGACACUCCAGGUCUGUUUGAUACAGGCAUCACAGAGGAUGAAUUAAAAACCAGAAUAGAGGAGUGCGUGAAGAUGUCUGUGCCCGGCCCCCAUGCCUUCCUACUGGUGAUCAGGCUAGGAGUAAGGUUCACCGAGGAGGAAAGGAAUGCUGUGAAGUGGAUCCAGGAUAACUUUGGAGAUGAUGCCUCCAUGUACACUAUCAUGCUGUUUACAUGUAAAGAUCAGGGUAAAGCUGACAAUGCCCUGAAGGAGUGCAAGGAGCUGCGGAGACUCUCAAUCACUUUUGGACGCAGAUACCAUGCCUUCAACAACAAUGACGCAGAUGACAGAGAACAGGUCAAGGAGCUGAUCACCAUGAUCAAGGAAAUGGUACAGGAAAAUGGAGGGAAACACUACACCAAUGAGAUGUAUGAGAAAGCCCAGAGGAAGCUGAGAGAGGAGGAGGAGAUAAGGAGACAAGAGGAGGAGGAGAAGAAACAGGAGGAGAAGAAAAUGUGGGAUGCAGAGAGAGAGAAGCAAGAGAAAGAGAGAGCAAAGGAGAAAAAGGUUAGAAUAAAGAAUAUACGCGUGGCCUCAGCUGCUGCUGUUGUGUUGGUGGCAGCUGGGGUGAUUAUAGCAGUGGGAGCUAACACCACAGUGGCUCUGGCUCUGGGGGCUCCUGUGCUCAUCAUGGGAUUGUUAUGUAGUGUAGCUGCCCUUUGCAUAUGGAAGGGUUUAAGAUGCAAAGCAAAAGCAGGUGUUCCAAUAUAACUAGUGACAAGGACAUGUUGAGCCAUCUGCAGUAUUGUAUUGCAAGCAUUACUAUCUCAUGUUGCUAUAACAGUGAUGUGAAUGAACAUGUGGAUUUUAUGCUGGCAGUAAACAAACUAUUUUGUUGUGUUUAUUUUCUUUUCACUCAUUUAUUGUUUAUAUAUAUAUAUAGUUUGAAUUCUUAUCUUAUCUUAGCUUUCACAAAGUUUGUAAAUACAGUUUACACUUUCAUAACUUAUGUGACAAUUGCUCAAAUAAACUAAAUCUUCAUGCUGA
Molecule: messenger RNA, 1640 nt
Organism: Scatophagus argus
Lineage: Eukaryota; Metazoa; Chordata; Actinopteri; Scatophagidae
Product: GTPase IMAP family member 7-like
Exons: 3
Coding region: 351-1364 (337 amino acids)
Molecular function (GO): GTP binding
Source: RefSeq, a predicted model, not a curated record